CUUUCGUGGGGAGAGGCGGAUCAUUGUGAGUCCAAUGUUUCUCCACAGAGCGGAUCUGAACCUUUCUCCUCGAACAAAACCAUUCCCACUGAGAUAGCUGAGAGACGGCUUUCCCAUCUCCCGGAGAGGAGCUGGAGGUGGACUAUAGGGGGGAAACAUCACAAUGAUCCACACCAUGGAAUGCGCAGCGGACGCGCAAAGCCUCAUCUCCAUUUCCUUAAUGAAGAUCCACAACUCCAGGACGCAGAGAGGGGGGAUCAAGCUGCACAAAAACCUGCUGGUCUCCUACGUGCUGCGGAACGCCAGGCAGGUCUACGUCAAGGAGAAAUACGCGGAGAUCUAUAGGAUGCAGCAGUACGAGGAGGUGAUGACCGUCUGCAACGAGAUCCAGGAGCUCAACCCGCUGGAUCUGGACGCAGAGGACGCCGGCGACGAGGAGCAGGCGCGGGCUGCUUGCUGCGGCGAAGAGGCGAGUCUCUGCGGCUCCGCGUGCCACCGAGGCGCUGCGCAGCCAGCGGCGCACGCCCGGACAGCGAGCGCUCUUUUCGGCUGCUCUCCCCUAGAGGACGGCGGCAAAGAACCGGAUCCCUCCUACUAUCGAAGCUGCUGCAUGGAGGCUGCCCCCGUGCCCCACUGCGACCAGUUCCCUGCAAACGGCAGCACGCACUGCAACAUAACCACAGUGCUGGAUUUGGACACGCAUGUGGUAACCACGGUGGAGAACGGCUACCUCCACCAGGACUGCUGCUGCUGCGACGCGCUCCAGUGCGGCCAGGGCGCGCAGUCCCCGGCCAAGAAACGGAAGGUCGAGUUCGGCUUUUGUACGUCCGACGGCGAGGAGGUGUCGGAUUUGACAUCGGCUCGCAAGCGGGCGAAACGCGAGGACUGUUCCUACUUCCACCUAGACUACACAGACACUUCCAACAUCUCCAACCUGAUCUCCAUCUUCGGCUCGGGGUUUACAGGGCUGCUGAGCAGACAGGCGGACUUGGAACAGAUCUGUAGUAAACAGGUCCUGGCCAGCCUGGGGGCAUGGACCCGAGCGAUUGUGGCAUUUUGAAUCAAACCCUUUAUUAUUAUUAAUUUUUUUAGGAGAGACCGGGGUCAGUUGUAACACGUUUUCCCCACAAAAGUAUAACAACUGAACCCAGCGGAGAAGCGUUUUCUCCUGCCAGUUUUUGCUUGUUUGUUGGGGAACAAUGUUCCUGUUAUAGCCUAACAAAGUAACGUUCCCUUAACUGUUCUCCAAGGAAUAUUCCAACAUUUCACGUGUAAUUUGUGGAACGUAUUGCAUAGUUUACCCCUUCUGCUAUUUACGUGUCCAUGAUGGAAUGCACUUAGAACAAGUUUUCCUUGGGAACCUUAGGGGAACGUUGCCAGUUGACUGUACUGUUCCACAGCCUUUCUAUGUGCAAAUAGUGAACGGUGUGCUGCAGAAUGAUGGGUCGGGUGAGACCAGUGUUUUCUACAGAAGCUGUGCAUUGUUACAAAUAGAGCAACUGUGUGUGAGGUCAGUUGUAACGCUACAAAAAAAAAAUCCACUUUUCUUGUCACCGAUAUCAGUGUGGUCAGCAGUAGACGUCAUUUAACCGGCCAGUGAUAGUGAUGGUCACUGGUUUGGUAAAACACAGGUUUACUGAACACAGAAGGUGAGGAAACGUCACAAUUGGCCAAACUGUAUCCUCAAUAACUUCAUCUCUGAACACGAAUUGGUUAUUAUUGAAAAUGUUAGACACUGAGAAGGGAUUUUUGACCAUUCAGCUAAGUCGGUUUUAGCAUACGUUACAACUGACCUCUGGUGUCAUAGUAAAUACCAUGUGCUGAAAAGCGAUUUUUCUUAAAACACAAGUAUCAAGAAUUAGACCUCAAAGCCCACCUUUUGUCCUAAAGAAAGAACAGAUAACAGAUGUGAAUGUGGCUCGUUUGGUGUGCGCGGUGUGACGUCACUCCCGCUCGUUUCUGAUUGGAGGAUCUGGAGGUGUCACAACGGAUACCCGGUCUCCCCUACAAGGUCUAAAAUCUACUUUUAUUUUUGCAGGAAAAAAAGAAAAGGUAUUUAAAAAAAAAGAGCAUUUUAAUGACAAUAGUUUUGCCAGGGAGAGGACAGAGUUUGUGCCAUAUACACACACCCACAUAUAUA
Messenger RNA from Perca fluviatilis (European perch), 2140 nucleotides. It is a transcript of the gene ier5l, whose product is annotated as immediate early response 5-like. The transcript has a single exon. NCBI's taxonomy places the organism in Eukaryota, Metazoa, Chordata, Actinopteri, Perciformes, Percidae. The record is from RefSeq and is a predicted model, not a curated record. Bases 164 to 1060 code for a protein of 298 amino acids.